AUCUUCUUCCCUCAGACCAGUGAACGCUAGCCAAGAGCGAGAAGCUAGAGCACUUCAAACUCGAGGUUAGCUAGCCAGGCACCAUGGCCCGCAUUGCGCCUCUCGUGCUGGCGGCGCUGCUCUCCGUGCUGGUCGCGCCCUCGUCGGCGUGCCCCAGCUGCCCGACCCCGACGACGCCUCCCCCGCCGCCGCCGCCGAAGGUGAAGCCCCCGCCCCCGCCGUCGUCCGUGCCGUGCCCCCCGCCGCCGUACUCCCCCGCGCCGACGCCCCCGACGCCGGCGACGCCGACCCCUCCGGCGCCGUCGUCGCCGACGGGCAAGUGCCCCGUGGACGUGCUGAAGCUGGUGGCGUGCGUGGACGCGCUCAACGGGCUGGUGCACGCGGUGGUGGGCGCCAAGGCCAGCGAGACCUGCUGCCCGCUGCUGUCCGGCGUGGCCGACCUCGACGCCGCGCUCUGCCUCUGCACCACCAUCAAGGCCAAGGUGCUGAACGUCAAACUCGUGCUCCCCGUCGCCAUCUCGGUGCUCGUCAACCAGUGCGGCAAGCACGUGCCGUCCUCGUUCCAGUGCCCUUCAUAAUCCACUCCAUCGAUCGAUUAGCACCUACUACAUACAUACUGUACCACCACCUGCAUCCUCAUGCAUGCCCGCGUGCAUGGAGCUAGCACCUUCUCAAGGUAAGUACGCAUAGUACAUGCAUGCCACAUGUCAUGUGUAAUCUGUAUAACGCAUACAUGCAUGGGCAGCUAGCUCUGGCUAUCUUUUGGUGUGGAGCAGCGAACAUGCGUUGUGUAAAUGUGUAUCAACUAUCAAGUACUAGCAGUAUAUACUGUAAUCGUGCAUAAUUGCUUAUAUACAUGUGACUGUGUGAGUUGUGAUGUUGGGUGUGUAGCAUUCUUUUUGACAGUUAUUAUGAAUAAUAUAAAGUGAUUGUAAUGUGUA
Aegilops tauschii subsp. strangulata is the source of this 941-nucleotide messenger RNA. Its product is annotated as putative lipid-binding protein AIR1. The record is from RefSeq and is a predicted model, not a curated record. NCBI's taxonomy places the organism in Eukaryota, Viridiplantae, Streptophyta, Magnoliopsida, Poales, Poaceae.